Rhipicephalus microplus (southern cattle tick) is the source of this 3607-nucleotide messenger RNA. RefSeq names its product GRIP and coiled-coil domain containing 88 kDa (gene GCC88). The record is from RefSeq and is a predicted model, not a curated record. Gene Ontology annotation, cellular component: Golgi apparatus. NCBI's taxonomy places the organism in Eukaryota, Metazoa, Arthropoda, Arachnida, Ixodida, Ixodidae.
UUUAUUGCGGUUUUGUGCUUUCGCUUUUGGUGAGCGCUUUUGGCACACAAAUAUUGUUCGGGUUCGCCGUGUUUUCGUUCUGCUUGAUCUACUAGCGACGUGACAGCAUGUGAGGCGUAACAGCUGUCAGCCGACGACCGUACGGCUGAUUAAUCCGCUUUCGAGCGCGAGCACAGUAUUCAGGUGUUCAGCCCGAGGCUCGCCAGGAAAUGGCCGCCGUGCCGGAGAAGGCGAAUCGCAAGGAGCUGUGCGAGAUCAUCUGCACGCAAAAAGAAAAACUCCAGCGUUAUGAGGGCCGGCUCAAAGACCUUGUGCGUGCAUACAAAAGUCUGCAGAAGGAAAAAGAUGCCCUCGAAGUAAGCCUGAAAGCCCUGACAUCGUCAAAAGCCAGCGAAAAAGCUCGCGCAAGUUCGUCGAAUGAGUCCCUGGCUGAAAAGAAAAGUGAGAAACCAUCGGAACCUACUCAAUCUUCAACAGAUGACUGUCAAAAUAAUGCGAACAGCCCUGGUGAUCCUGCGCCGAGUGGCGACCCCGAGGACCACGUGGCUGCACUCUCUCAAGCACUGUCUACCCUUACGGAAGAGAAGGCUCGCAUGGAAGCUGCCUUCCAGGCCGACCGUAAGCGACUCAUCCAGGAGAAGGAGGCCGCACUGCGUCAGGUCGAGGAAGUUCAGAGAAAUGCCGGGGAGCAGGCCACUUCGCUGGAAGCCAAGGCAACCGAGCUGCGAACAAAGUUGCGCGAGGAGCAGAUGGCUCGUGAGCAGGAGCAAAGUGACCAUGCAGCCAUGCUGAGGGAACUGCAGCGCCUGCUUUCUGAAGAACGGACCCUUCGCGAGAACUUGGAGGACAAGCUGGAGGAAGCGAUGAGGAAAGCGGCUCAGGCGGACUUGGCAAAAGAGUACGAGGCCAAAGUGGAGAAGCUGACACAGGAGCUGGAGGAAGUGCGCAAGCGGCUGCUUGCAUCCGAGGAGAAGCUGCGACAGCCUUCCCCCCUGCUGCUCAAGCUACAGCAGGAGUUGGUGGAAGUCAAGGCCCAACACCAGGCCGCACUGGAGCAGGAAAAGAAACAGGCGGGGCAUGCCCAGGCGCGUCUGCAUCAGCAGACAACGGGAAGCGAGGCACGGGUGGCCAGCCUGGAGAGCCGUCUGCAGGAGCUGUCCCAAGCAGUGGGCACGUACGACCGGCUACGCAUGCAAGACCGUGCGGCCAUCCAGCGUCUGCGAGAACGUCUCUCACAGCUCGCCCAAGAAAACGCGGCUUUAGCGAAUGCGGCAGGCAUUGGUGCCAAGGCUGCGGAACUGCCUUCCCAGGACAGCAACCUGGACAUGAAGACCCUGUUGGACCGAUUUGGCAAGAUGCGCCUGCUGCUGAAGGAGUCGAAUCAGCGUGCCGAGAAGCCCGUUGACCUGAUUGCUUACUUCCAAGAGCUGGCAGAAGAGGAAGUCCUCGGCCUGCAUGCAAAAUGCAAGGAGGAGCUUCGCCAGCUGAAGGACGAGUUUGAACAGUACAAGGCUCACGCCAACUCUGUGCUCCAGGGCGCAGGCAGCCAAGGAAGUUAUGCAAAGGGUCAGGAGUCUUCGGCAGAGUUGGAUCGACUCAGGCAGCAAGUGAAGGACCUUCAAGGGCAGCUGAGGACGCAGCGGGCCCAGUUCGAGGCGCAAGAGCAGAGCAACAGGGAGACCACCGCAAAGCUUCAGCGCGCCCUGUCAGAUGCGGAACUGCGGCACGAGCAGGAGUGCCAGCGCCUGGAACAGCGCUGGAGCAGCAAGUUGUCGGAGCUGGAGUCCCUGAUGCAGGCGCAGAGGGACCGCUCCCUGGCUCUGGUCGAGGAGAAGGAUCGCGAGCUGCAGGCACUGCGCGCCACACUCGCCAGCCUCGAAUCGGAGAGCCAGCGCUACGACUGGCAGGCACAGCACGAGGUCGUCAGCAGCAGCGGCGGCUUGGCAGUGGAAGUCUCUGGUGACCAGGAGGGAAGCUCUGAUGCACAGGGCUUGGAUCCCCUUCUCACCGAGUUGCUCUCGAAGAAUGUGGGCUUUGCUUCCAAAGAUGUCAAAAGCAAGACCGAGUGUCAGCUGCUGCACUACGCCCAAGAGCUGGCUCGCAAGGACGCCGAGCUUCUGCGUACCCUGAGAGAGAAGAGAGACGUCGAGUCGGCGCUCCGGGACCUCCAGAGAUCUCUUGCUGCUCAAGGAGCAGAAGGACGCCCAGGAGAGGGAAGCACUGAGAGCACAUGCCUGGACCCAGCGACAGUGGCAAAGGUGAACCUGCAGUAUCUCAAGAACGUGGUGCUGCAGUAUUUGCUCUGCAACGAAGCCCCAGCACGCAAGCACAUGCUCAACGCAAUCGCCGUAGGUCUGCGGUUCACACCACGCGAGGCGCAGCUGGCUCGACAAGCAGCACAGGCCUGGUGGUGAAAACGUUUUCAAAUGCCUUCCUUCAAUGAAAAGCACGUUGAGCAGGCAUACAUGUCAGGCCAUCACUUUUAGGGCACAUCUGCAGUAACGGUCGUGUCAAUGUUGUCAAAUCGUUGUAACACUUGCAUCGUACCAAGCACUGAAUAGUUUCCAGAAGCCGGCAACUGCGUCUUAAUGUGCAGUGUGAUGCUUUAGGCAACUUGCACAUUGCGCUAAGCCUGUUGCCGUUGGUUUACAGGCUCUGUUUACUGUUGCCAUCGGGCAGAGCCCAAAUAUGCAAAUGCUAGGCUCGCAUAACGGCCAGUGCUGAGAAGCAUUAUUCACUAAAUCCAAAGUCUGUCCUCGAUGUAGGUUCUUUUUAUGCUUUAUUUAUUGUGAUUUUUCUCUAGCCCCUCCCUACUCAAUGCUCUUCGGGGCCUAUAGGGUACCAUGAAUAAAUUGACGUGCAUUGGCUACUAGAGUGAUCGAGUGCCAGGAGCCGGUGCUACACAGUGCUGGCCAGUACAUGAGCUACACUCAAAACCUCAUUUAAUGAAAGCACAUAUGUCACGAAAAUUCUUCGUUAUAUCCAGAAAUUCGUUAUAAAUGAUUAUUUGUUACUGUAUUUAUGGUAAAGCUAUUGGUCGCUUACAUCGUUAUAAUUGAUAAUUUGUUGCAUUGCGGAUUGAGUGGACAUGCCUACGUCUUGGAAUUGAGCCUGAUGACAGCAGUAUGCAAGUGUUAUAGCUAGGUCAUACCAAAGCUUGAACUUGCUUGCACCGAGUGCAGCCUAUCUAGAUAGUACUACUUGUAAAGUGAUUCCAACCUGACAAACUGUAGUUCCUAAUGUAAUGUACGCAACUGCGCACUCUGCACGUCUUUCUAUGAGUGUGUUUGUUGUUGUACAGAUGUGUUGAUUGCGGAGGUUUUUCCGAGAAUCGCGAUGCGUAGUUGUACAUUUGGAGUGAGCCAUAAUCUUAGUUUUAUACUUUGUGUUGCUGUCUACACACGCUUUGAACACCGCAGUGUUCGAUGUGCAAUAUAAACACAGGGAUCAAGGUGCAAGGCAUUUUGUUUUAAUUUUGCGCAGUCAUAUAAAACUUCUAGCUGCUGUUUUGCUAGCUCGGUGAAUGGGAAUACAUACUCUGCAUGCGGAGAUUGAACCAAGUGCAAAACUUCUUGAAAUAUUAAACAUCACUAUUUUUUCUUACAGU